Molecule: messenger RNA, 3567 nt
Organism: Paramacrobiotus metropolitanus
Lineage: Eukaryota; Metazoa; Tardigrada; Eutardigrada; Parachela; Macrobiotidae
Product: kelch-like protein 21
Exons: 11
Coding region: 1-3069 (1022 amino acids)
Biological process (GO): cell surface receptor signaling pathway; G protein-coupled receptor signaling pathway
Cellular component (GO): membrane
Molecular function (GO): G protein-coupled receptor activity; protein binding
Source: RefSeq, a predicted model, not a curated record
AUGGCGGGAAUCGCGCCAUGUACUUCAGGAUCUACCCGCAAACGGCUGCGAUUGUCCGACAAUUCGACUCUGCCGAAACUCGACGGAACCGAGUUUUUGCUGGGACUGCAAGAUGCGCGUCACGAUUUUUGUGAUGUAGCGGUUCGAGGUGCGGUGGAUCCAGAGAAGCCGGCAGAGGCGAUUCCUUGUCACCGCAACGUGCUGAUGGCACGCAGCGGCUGGUUCCGACGCAUGCUGCGCUCCCAGUCGAAGGAGUCCCAACAGAACACUAUCCAGCUGCAUAAUGUUCCCCACGACAUCCUGCAACAGUUGAUUGACUAUAUGUAUUCCUGCGAGGUCUCCGUUAGCAGCAGCAGUAACGCGCUCCUGCUUCUGCAGGCAGCGGAUCUGCUGGAGAUGCGGCAGAUCGCGGACAUCUGCCAGCUCUUUCUCCGGAAGAAUUUAAACCUAGCCAACUGGUUAAGCCUCUACCGUGAAGCGCAGCAGAUGUCAAGUACGACCUUGAAGGAAGCGUGUCAGGCCUUCGCCCUAGAGCAUUUCGUCAGCAUCGCCCAGUCGCAGGAUUUUCUGGAGCUGGAUGUCGCUGAGUUGAAGCAGCUGAUUGCUUCUGAGGAGCUCAAUGCGGAGAAGGAGCAGCAAGUGGCAGACGCUGUUGUCCGCUGGCUGGGCCAUUCCCUGCCACAACGGGCGCGCUGUGCCGUGGAUUUGGUCCGGCGUAUCCGUACGCCCUUGUUGGCUGCUGAAUACCUGGCUUCGCUGUCCGACACUCCUGCCGGUCAACAUGUUCAACAAGCGGUCUUUUCUGUGGCUGACGCCCCAAGCCGAGUGCGCAGCUCUUAUCAGCCUGUGAUCGUUUUUCUGAGGGGCUACGACACGCAAAAAAAAUUCGCGGAGCACAAGAACGCUGCCGAGUUGUACUGUCUUGAUCCGCUGACGCCCAGCAUUUGGAGCGUGCCAUGCGCAGUUCCACCAGGCAGUUGGGGCGGUCCUAUGCUGUAUAUGGUGAAAGACGGUCGGUUGCGAAUCUACGUGUUGGUCGAUGCGAUUGGUCAAGAGGACCCUUGCCGUCUGUACAUGUACGAUGCCAGCGUGGAUCAGUGGACGAACGUGGGUAAAUUUUCUGUCCGAGAUGCCUGUCUAGCCGCAAUCCACGAUCGUAUCUACGUAAUGGGAGGCGACCGGGCGAUGUAUGCUUUCGACGAAGAACACCGCCAGUUGAUCGCGAAAGCCAAGAUGCCGACAUUGCUGCAUGGCAGUGCCACGGUAGCAUAUGACGGCCGGUUGUAUGUGGUUGGAGGGAUGUACUGGCCUUCGCGCAACGCAAGUCACCGUGCAGCCACGGCGGCGUAUUGCUACGACCCAGCUCGCAACGUCUGGGAGGAGCUGGCGCCGAUGCCGACGGGGCGCUUUGGUUGUCGGGCAUGUGUUGGCCCGGACGGGCUCAUCUAUGUUGUUGACAAAGCGCAGUGCGAACAUUGCAAUGAAACCGCCUACCCCGUAGCAGAUGCCUAUUUCCGGAUAACUGCUGAACGCCCCACCGCCUUGUACAAGGCCGUGGCUGAGAACAUUGUCCUAAAAGGAAGUUUUGAUCAGCUCGAGAUCGUGUCGCCAGUUAUCACCGUAGACCUCGUCAGGGUUAAGCUAACCAUAAACAACAGCGCAAUUCCAUACCGCUUUACAGAACCGGGAAUUGAGAUGGCCGUGUACCGAAUACCAGUUGACCCAGCAGGGGUCAACUUAACCAACACGACCUCUCAGUACAUGUGCGGUCACUACGGGCUGUCAGCGAUCUCCGUCCAACCCGCUUACAUUUAUCAACUGGGAUAUGGAGAGGAAACCGAGGAUGUACGAGUUUGGUACGAAAUAUCCCCAAGCAUCUACGAAGCGUCAACCAUCUCCGUCGACGAUUCUUUCGGUGCAGUCAACGGCACACGAAGAAGGUUGGCGUUAUCAUCCUGGGUCACAGGUGCCAGUUUAUCCAUCCACAGCUCGCAGUUAAGAUGGACCGAGCCGGUUAUAGUGCGAUUUAGAAUAAUUAACUUUCAACCAUCCCUAAAAUACUUCUGUGCAUUUUGGAAUGCUGACAUCAAUAAUGGUUUUGGAGCGUGGAGCACCAAAGGCUGCAUAACUAGGAUCGAACACAACGGUUUCGCAGCAUGUUAUUGCGACCACUUGACCAGCUUCGGCAUUUUAGUUGACGUCAGCGGACUCCUGAAUGUUGCUGAAUCUACGCAUAAAAUUUUAACACUAUUCUCCCAUUUUGCGUUAGGACUCUCCAUAACUGCUCUGGCUAUCGUUAUCAUCGUUACAACAAUUAUAAGAAUGUUUAAACGCGAGCGAAGGCUUCCCUUCAAAAAUGAGUCGACGGACAAAGACUUUGUGCUGGUCAAUCUUUCAUUAGCACUCAUACUAACCUACUUAACUUUCUUAUGUGGAAUUGAUCGCAUGGAAAUGCGACAGCUCUGCCUGGUCACCGGUGUUUUCCUGCACUGGUUCUUCUUGGUCUCCUUUGCCUGGUUAGCUGCAGAGGGGUAUCUUCUAGCCAGAGCCUUCGUAGCUAACCGACCACCGGUGCCUGUAAAACAUUUCCAACUUUUCUCCGGAAUCAUGUGCUGGAUUGUACCGUUCACCAUUGUUGGCAUAAACUUAAUAAUCGACCGCUUUGGUUACGGUUAUGGCUUGGUGAAAUCGUGUUGGUUGGAUUCGGUUUAUUCUCCACAACGGUUUUACCUAACCGUUGUGGUGCCGAUUUGUGCUGUUUUGGCUGGGAAUUUUAUUGUGUUCGCCCUUGUUGCAAUGCGAAUUGCUUGGACGAAGUCGCCAGUCGUCUCUGGUAAGCCUGACGGCGCUUUUCUUACGACAUCGCUGCGCCGUUGCGCCGUACUGUGUGCUUUACUGGGACUUCCUUGGCUGCUUUUACUGAUCAACAUCUCGGACCAUAACUCAUCCACGUCCAUUACCAUGAAUGCCCUGAUCGCAGCGUUUUGUGGCACACAAGGGUUGGGAAUUUUUCUGACCCAAAUGUGUGGAAUGAAGGCGACACUGCAGCGGAUAUACCGGUCUUUAUAGCCACCGAAUAGUCCGGUCGUAGGCAAGCGAACCGUUACGCAUUCCAGUUAACGGUGCCCGUUUGCACCAACAACGUCCAUGCCUCAGGAUCCACUAAUGCAGUUUAUCCGACAUAAUUCUUCUACUCCGUCACACGCUGCUCCCGCAUUAACCACAUUUACACCGAAUCAAAACAAUUCGGUUUCGUUUAGCGGGUCCGCCGUUACCGAUCGCUUUACAUGGCAUGUGGAAGUCUGUAAUCUCGUGUUCACUGAUUUCGCUCACUUAUUACACAAUUAAUAGAAGGUUGUAUUACAUAACUAAAAAGCUGGCAGGUGGCUUUUGUAGAACCGCCCAACGUACGGUGGCGACCGUGACGGACCGUCAUAAGUUAGACAACAAACCUAGGUUUUUGAUCUCGCAGUAUGAAUGUCCCUUGAAGAAAAGAGCGUUUUCAAUCCGCCAGAGCAAGUGCCGUACAAAAAUUCGGACUCAACUUGUGGACUGCUAUGCGCUUGU